Molecule: messenger RNA, 336 nt
Organism: Rotaria sp. Silwood1
Lineage: Eukaryota; Metazoa; Rotifera; Eurotatoria; Philodinida; Philodinidae
Source: the annotation of a GenBank genome assembly
AUGAAAUUAGAUUGUAAAAUUAAAAUUCAAGAUCGACAAAGAACAAAUGGAUCAUCAACAUUAAAAGCUGCUAAAGGUGUUAUUGGUCUUGCAAAAUCAAAUAAUGAUGAAUGGGUUCUUAUUGUUCGACUUUUCAAAGAUACGAAUGCUACACAAUAUAAGCUUCGUGACAAUGUUCAAGCUCUUCUUCACAAGUGUAUUAAUAAUGGUAUGGCUACAAUUCAAAUCAAAGUACCACCUCAUGAUAUACAAUUAUCUGAAGCUAAUGUUGAAUCACUAAAAACUUUACUUCCAAGUAUUCGUCUAGCAUCAACCGGUAAUAAUCUUCCAUCGUCA